AUGGAUGCUGACUGGUGGCCGCAAACCUACUUCGCUUUGAAAUGGAAGUCUACCGAACUGGUCUCAAAUCUCGAAGAUCCCAAGAUCCCGGAAUUUAACGUUUCCAUUCAAUUCAUUUUCCUGAACCGCAAUUUUGAGAAGCGCCUCGAAAGAAUGCAGGCUAUGGGAAAGGGAGGUCUUCCUAUCCAAGGCAAGGAGUAUGCAGAAACGGAGCUGAUCCUAGUGCCAUUUCCGAUACCUCCCACACGACAUGGAACAUUGGUGACUUGGAGGUGGAUGCGUAGCAAGCCCAUCUAUUGGAUCUUCCCAAGAUGGUACACGAUUGCAGGCUUCAAGACUCUUUCAUUCGGGAAGAGGUGUCUCUGGAUGCUUCAGGCCUCUAAGCGACAACACAAAGAGAUUCUCUUGGGCGACUCCGUCUUGAACGACAAAAGAGAGUGGACACUCUUCGGCAUGGCUUACAUUCGGAAGAGAACUCAGCUGCCCAGGCCACAGAGACACGAGAUCCCAGAAAUGGCCCGCGGGCCAGCACCAGCUGGUCCAGAAGACCCGGGUCUUCCGCUGGAUAGUCCGCCAUCUGACGAUGGAAGACCUAGCAAUUUGCGCCUCCAAGAGGCCCGCCGACCUAAUGCAUUCGUCUCCUACGACAUAAGACUUGAACACGAUGCUCUCGAAGCUCUGGAAACUCUCGAUGCGAAGUUCUACAGCCAUUGCCAUUCGCGGACCCUGUCAACCAUCACCGUCGAGUGGUCCCCUCGUCAUUACGGCCGGCGAAGGGCUCACGAUAUCUCCCAAGAAGUCAUGUUGGACUACAAUGUGCGGCCCCCCGCAUACAACUACAUCAGGUCCAACCCCGAUCACGAUUGCGAGUGGGCACAUUUCACCCAGGCGAAGAAGAGCCAUAAGCGAGAGAGGCCAGACAGCAUGUGCUUUGCCGGGAAGAACUGGUCAGCUGGGAACGAGAACGCCCAGUUUUUCACAAUGGGAAGGUUGAACGACAUUGACUGCACUGCCGUAUGUCGAGUCGCAAUGGGACCUAUCGUAUAUGGCGUCGAUGGUCAGGCUAUGUACAUCGCCCCGGUUGAGGGGACUGAAGUCUUAUAG
Molecule: messenger RNA, 1104 nt
Organism: Fusarium pseudograminearum CS3096
Lineage: Eukaryota; Fungi; Ascomycota; Sordariomycetes; Hypocreales; Nectriaceae
Exons: 6
Coding region: 1-1104 (367 amino acids)
Source: RefSeq, a predicted model, not a curated record